This is a messenger RNA of Capsicum annuum, 1370 nucleotides long. RefSeq names its product gamma-interferon-responsive lysosomal thiol protein. Gene Ontology annotation, molecular function: oxidoreductase activity, acting on a sulfur group of donors, disulfide as acceptor. The coding region runs from base 222 to 1127 and encodes 301 amino acids. The transcript has 5 exons. The record is from RefSeq and is a predicted model, not a curated record. Lineage: Eukaryota; Viridiplantae; Streptophyta; Magnoliopsida; Solanales; Solanaceae.
GUUGCGCAUGUUCUCAAGCUUCUAGGUAGUUAAGUCUUAUACACAUUAGUUUAAGUCGUCAUAAAACCUCCAAGUCUUACAAUUGUUAGUGGUGUGUAAAAUUAAAUUGGAUGAUAUAUAUAUUUAAUGUUAUUAACUUAACUAUUUAAUAGUCACUUAACAAUAGACAUAAUUUUUUUUUAUCUAAAACCAAAAGUGUCUUUGUAGAAAUAGAUUAUCACAUGUACAGGUGCUCAAUUAGAACAAACUGUCUCAAAACGUCAAUUUUCUGUUUCUUUCCAAAUUCUACACUUCAUGAUGAAUCAUUUAUAUUACAUAGACCUCUAAAGAUACAUUAUUCCAAAUUCCUCCUCCACUUGAUAAAAAAAAUUGGAAUUGAACCAAAGUUUGGUAGACUCCAUAGCAUGGGCAUGGGAAUUGAGGGUCGUCAAGUUUUGGUAAUUCUAGUGGUUUUGUAUUUGUUACAACUAAGUUCAAAUUAUUGUUGUGAGAGUUGUACAGUUAGAGUUUCUGGGGAAGUAGAGAAGGUAAAAGUAGACAUUUAUUAUGAGACACUAUGCCCGAGCUCAGCCAAAUUCAUAGUGGAUAAUCUGCCCAAACUUUUUGACAGUGGACUCAUCCAUGUUACACAGCUCAAGCUUUUUCCAUAUGGCAACGCUGAUGUUUUUAAUGGAACCAUCUAUUGCCAGCAUGGAAAACUGGAAUGUUUGUUGAACACUGUACAGGCUUGUGCGAUAGAUGUGUGGACAGAUUUGAACAAAUACUUGCCUUUCAUUAACUGUAUGGAAAACGUGGUGCUGGAAAGUUUUGUGUACAGAAGGCAGUAUCCGCAGUGGAAAACAUGUUAUGAAAAGCUGAAAUUAGAUUCAACGCCUGUUACUGAUUGCUUAAAAAGUGCGCGAGGGAAAGAGCUGGAACUCUUUUAUGCUGCUGAGACACAAGCUCUUCAACCUCCUCACACAUAUGUUCCAUGGGUUGUUGUUGAUGGCCAACCGCUUUAUGAAGACUAUGAGAACUUCAUAAGCUACAUUUGUAAAGCUUACAAAGGAACUGCAGAAGUCCCAGCUUGCAGUACAUCUCUUAAUGUAAUUCAAAAGGCUAGUAAUAUUGAAAGUGCAUUAUUAUAAGUCUACAAGUUGCUCUUUACCCUGUCCAGUGAUGCUGGGAUUUUGUGAAAUUACACGGUAAUUACGAGAUGCAGAAGUUUGUGAAUCCUGUUGUAAAAGCAAUUCCAUGAAUAUGAUGCUAUGCUAGCUAUAUAACAGAAAAAUACUGUAAUGUAUUAUUGCAUUGAGAGAUAGUUUGCUUGAUUGUAAUGUAUUACUAAUUGGUUGAGUAUAAAUACUACUAUCAAAUAUGGCCUUUGAAAA